AUGAAGACAUAAUUAUUGCUCAUAGCCAUGAUUUCUCUUUCAGUCAAUGCCUUGACAGCUACAAAUGAAUGUGAUUGCACAGAAAUUGUUUAAUCUGCUGAUUGUAAGGGUGGAUGUACUUGGUCAUCAGCUGAUUCUUCAUGUUCAGCCAAAACAGUUGAUUGCACUACAUACACAACAUAACCAACAUGUGAUGCAGUAAAUACAUGCGCAUGGAACGACACAACUUCAAAAUGUGCCACUUUCACAGCUUGUGCAGAUUACACCGUAACAGCCGCUGACUAAUGCUAUGACAAAGACUCAACCUGUGUUCCAGGAACAACUGGUACAGAUGGAAAAACACCAUGCAAGACAGGAUCAGUCACAUGCUCAAGCUUUUCAAAUGCAGCAGAUUGUAAUUUUAAGUCACCAAGCAGUAAUGCUGUUUGCUGGUUCAAAGCUAAUACUUGCUCAUAAAUUGAUGUUUCAAAAUGCUCAACAAUUACAGAUUAAGAUGUCUGCACAAUUUUAUGUAAAUGGACUUCAGCUGGUGCUUGUGCUGCAUAUACAUGCGCUGAUAUGACCACUGCUGAAGCUUGUGACACAGUCUUAACAGACGAUUUCUCAGGUGUUAAUAUUUGUUCUUGGGAUUCUGCUACCAGUAAAUGUAGUGAUGCUGCUGAUGUAAGUGCCUUGACUUCAGCAAAUUGCUUUGAUAAAACAGCCGGUUAUUAUUAUUGGGAUGGAAGUGCCUGCUCAGAAUGCUCAGGAUCAAGCAGCAACGGAUAUAUUUUGGCAUUCAUUGGAUUCAUCGCUAUGCUUAUGUUCUGAUUCAGUAUUAAAUAUAAAAUUAUCAAUCAAUUAUUAUUUCAAUAUAAUAUAAUAUUUUAAUUAAAA
Messenger RNA from Paramecium tetraurelia, 876 nucleotides. RefSeq lists its product as uncharacterized. The record is from RefSeq and is a predicted model, not a curated record. The transcript has a single exon. NCBI's taxonomy places the organism in Eukaryota, Ciliophora, Oligohymenophorea, Peniculida, Parameciidae.